GGAAGGGAAGGGGGCUCCAAGUAUUCUGCCUUUGAAGGAAGAAGAAAUCCUGGCUGGUCGCCCAGUUUCUGUCAGUGGUCGCAGCAGCAAAAGGAAUGUGCUACAGGCAGGCAGAUGUUUUCAGUUUCGUUUCCGACGAUCCAGAUUGCAGAAGUGAAAGUGAAAGGUGGAGGGAGUCCGAGCGGAGAAAUGGAGGAGGACAGACGCAUCUGCAAGAACUGCAAGAGGGAUGUGGCUGCGGUAAACUUCUCUCUUCACGAAGCUCACUGCAUGCGGUUUCUUGCUCUCUGUCCCAAGUGUGAGGAACUGGUUGCUUCGAAGGACAUGAAAGAGCAUUAUGCCAAGGCCCACCAAAAGGUCAGAUGCAUACUCUGUCACAAAAAGAUGCAACAGUAUCUGCUGGAGUACCAUGAGGCUGAAGAAUGCCAAGAGCGCUUAAUUAAAUGCCACUUCUGCGAGCUGGAGCUGCCAUUUCAUAUGCUGCAACCUCACCUGGAUGCUUGUGGCAGCCGCACUACCAUGUGUUGGGAUUGUGGCAAAUACGUCAUGCACAAAGCCCAAGAGGAGCACAAGCUCAUCUGUCAAACAGACAACAUGCUGAGGAGCCCUGGUUCCAAAACAAAUUUAUGCCAGCAGUGUAACAACUGGUUUCCAGCAGAUCAAUAUCUACUCCACCUGAAUGAAUGCAGUUCACUUCCUCAGCUCCUGGGGGCUCUCGCCACCCAUUCUGCCGCAAGAUCAAGGUCUCCUCCAUCUCCAUGGAGCCCUCCAUCUCCAUCUCCUUCUUCCCCUACUUGGAAAAUGAAGGCCGAGAAGGAUGUGCGCCCCAAGAGGAGGGACAGAGAACUGCCUUCUCUCCAGAAAGCAUCUCUAAGGUCUCCAAGAAGCAAAAAGGCAUCUAGCUGCCAGGACUUUGCCUCCAUCCUGACCUCCACUGGGCCGCAGGCCCUCAAUGAUGCGUAUGACCAGCUGGCGACAUGUUCCCAGUGCAACAUCUUCCUUCCGAGCCCAGUCCUACAGAAGCAUGAGAAAAAGUGCCAAAGGGCAGCUGCCCUACAAGCAAUUCGACAGAGCUCACGAUUUUUGGAAAAAGAAGGAGAAUCCAUGCAAAGCUCACCAGAAGGAAGUAGCUGGCAAUGACAUGUCUCAGUGGCUGAACUGGCCCUUUUCAUUCCAGCAGGAUUGGGUCCAGGAAAGUGCCUUGCAACGCCCUGAUCUGCGCUUUUUAAGAAUAAAAGAGCUACACAGUUGACAACCCAGACUGAGCAUAAGCAUCAUUUGCGAAUUUACAACAAAGAGUCUUUGGAAUGCAAAAGGGCCAGUGAGAUUUGGGGCAGCUGAAUGGUGCCUGCAAAAGACGCUGGACCAGAAGCAGCGCAAGGAUUCCUGCAUUUCUUUUCUCGGGGAAGAGCCUGUUGGUCUUUGAGGAGAAACUUGGUUAUCCUGGGGAAAAAAAUGUGGGUUUGUUGGAAUUCAGAACUUAAAAAGUAUAUACAGGUAGUCCUCAACUUAUAACCAUUCUUUUAACGUUCAAAGUUACAAAAGCACUGAAAAAAGUGACUUACCACCAGUCCUCACAUUUACUGUCCCAGCAUCCCGACAGUCACAUGAUC
Molecule: messenger RNA, 1613 nt
Organism: Crotalus tigris (Tiger rattlesnake)
Lineage: Eukaryota; Metazoa; Chordata; Lepidosauria; Squamata; Viperidae
Gene: XAF1
Product: XIAP associated factor 1
Exons: 8
Coding region: 115-1140 (341 amino acids)
Biological process (GO): apoptotic process
Source: RefSeq, a predicted model, not a curated record